Molecule: messenger RNA, 1560 nt
Organism: Malassezia pachydermatis
Lineage: Eukaryota; Fungi; Basidiomycota; Malasseziomycetes; Malasseziales; Malasseziaceae
Product: glycoside hydrolase
Exons: 3
Coding region: 1-1560 (519 amino acids)
Biological process (GO): glucan catabolic process
Cellular component (GO): cell surface; extracellular region
Molecular function (GO): glucan endo-1,6-beta-glucosidase activity
Source: RefSeq, a predicted model, not a curated record
AUGGACAAGAUUAUUGAGAAAGUAAAGAACAAGCUCGAUGGUAACAGCAACCAUGGCAUGACUGCCAACACUGCUGUGCCUCAGCUCAAUGCUCCUCUGGACAAGAAACUCGUGUACAAGGUCCGCAAGCAACGUGGUGUAAACCUCGGCUCAUGGUUCUCGCUUGAGUCGUGGCUGACAGGUAGUCUUUUCCAACAUGCCAAGGAUCCGAAGGGUAGUGAGCUGGAUAUUGUCUCGGGCAUGAACGCCAAUGAUGCCAAGGCCAUGCUGGAAAACCACUGGGACAACUUUAUCAACGAUGGUGACUGGCAGUGGAUGGCCGGUCAUGGCAUCAACUCGGUGCGCAUUCCAAUCCAUUACGUACACUUCCUUGCUGGCAACCCGAAUGUGCACGGCCUGCUCAAGGGCACGGAAUUCGAGCCUUACGCCGCUGUGUACGAGGGUGCCUGGCAGCGUGUGGUCCGUGCUAUUCAGAAGGCUCAACAGUUGAACAUUGGUGUUCUUAUUGACCUUCACGGUGUGCCCGGUGGCCAGAACAAAGAUGGCCACUCAGGUAAGAGUGAUGGAAAGGUGCACCUGUGGCACGGUAUUCAUGCUAGCUCGAACCGCAAGCUUACGAUUAAGAUUCUGGUGGCUCUAGCUUCUGCUAUUGGUGGCUAUGAGAACGUCAUUGGCCUAGAGCUGAUGAACGAGCCAGAGAACUCGGCAGCGCUGGAAGGCUUUUACAUCGAUGCCAUCAAGGCCAUUCGCUCCGAAGCCUCACCUCAGGGCGCUGAACUGCCAUUGUACAUCGGUGAUGGCUGGGACACGUCACACUACACCGGCUUUGUCAACAAGCACAACGAUGCUGGAAACCCGUUGGUCGUUGACCACCACUUCUACCGCUGCUUCACGCAUCAAGACCACAACACCACGGCGAGCGACCAUGCGAACCAUUUGGAGCCAAACGGCGGCAAGACGGCUGUUUGGCUCAAGAAGAUGUCGGACAAAGCGAAUGGCUCCAUAAUUGUGGGUGAGUGGAGUGCCGCCUUGAACCCGAAGUCGCUGCACGGUCACGGCAACAAGCAGGAGGCACAGAGGGCCUACGCUUAUGCCGAAUGGCAAGCAUUCGAGCACUUCACUGCUGGCUACUAUUACUGGACGCUGAAGAAAGAGGGUGGCCCUGACCCGGGCUGGUGUCUGUACACUGCCAUGGAGCAAGGUAUAAUGCCUCCUUCGCUGAACCCUCGCCAGGCUCUCCGCGGCGGUAAUGCAAGCGUGCAGGAGAUGCAAAGCCGCGCUGACAGCGUUUUGGAGCCAAUUUAUGAAAGGCAUGUUAGCCACUGGGACUCUAUGGGUGGCAAGUUCAAGCAUGAUAACUUUGUGGAAGGCUUCAAGUCGUCGUGGAGCGACUCGCUUGCUUUCCUGAACCAUGAUUCGGAGAUUGGUCUUAUCCCCUACCUCGCCAAGCUGCGUCUGGCUGCCUUUACGAACCAAGUGCAAGACAAGAACACGGCCUGGGAAUUUGAGCACGGCUAUGUGCAGGGUGCUAUGGCCUUCCGUGAGUCGUUGAUGUCGUAA